Molecule: messenger RNA, 4858 nt
Organism: Phacochoerus africanus (Common warthog)
Lineage: Eukaryota; Metazoa; Chordata; Mammalia; Artiodactyla; Suidae
Gene: NEDD4
Product: NEDD4 E3 ubiquitin protein ligase
Biological process (GO): ubiquitin-dependent protein catabolic process; receptor internalization; neuromuscular junction development
Molecular function (GO): protein binding; ubiquitin protein ligase activity; sodium channel inhibitor activity
Source: RefSeq, a predicted model, not a curated record
CCCGCCUCCUCCCUCUUCCCCUCCUCCUCUCCACUACGGUUCCCACUCUCUGGGUGGGGGCGAGCGCGUCCGGUUUGCUGCAGCCCUUCGAAAAUGGCAACUUGCGCGGUGGAGGUGUUCGGGCUGCCGGAGGACGAGGAAAAUUCUCGAAUUGUGAGGGUAAAAGUUAUAGCUGGAAUAGGCCUUGCCAAGAAGGAUAUCUUGGGAGCUAGUGAUCCUUAUGUGAGAGUGACGUUAUAUGACCCAAUGAAUGGAGUUUUUACAAGUGUGCAAACGAAAACCAUUAAAAAGACUUUGAAUCCAAAAUGGAAUGAAGAAAUACUAUUCAGAGUCCAUCCUCAGCAGCACCGGCUUCUUUUUGAAGUGUUUGAUGAAAAUCGAUUGACAAGAGAUGACUUCCUAGGUCAAGUGGAUGUUCCUCUUUAUCCAUUACCGACAGAAAAUCCAAGAAUGGAGAGACCAUAUACGUUUAAGGAUUUUGUUCUUCACCCAAGAAGUCACAAAUCAAGAGUUAAAGGUUAUCUGAGAUUAAAAAUGACUUAUUUACCUAAAACCAGUGGCUCAGAAGAAGAUAACACAGAACAGGCUGAGGAAUUAGAGCCUGGCUGGGUAGUUUUGGACCAACCAGAUGCUGCUUGCAAUUUGCAGCAGCAACAAGAACCUUCUCCUCUACCUCCAGGAUGGGAAGAGAGGCAAGAUAUUCUUGGAAGGACCUACUAUGUAAAUCAUGAAUCUAGAAGAACACAGUGGAAAAGACCAAGCCUUCAGGACACCCUAACAGAUGCCGAGAAUGGUAACAUUCAGCAGCAAGCCCAGCGUGCAUUUACCACCAGGCGGCAGAUCUCUGAGGAAACAGAAAGUGUUGACAGCCGAGAGUCUUCCGAGAAUUGGGAAAUUAUAAGAGAAGAUGAAGCCACGAUGUACAGCAAUCAAGCCUUCCCAUCAUCUCCACCAUCAAACAACUUGGAUGUCCAGACUCAUCUUGCAGAAGAAUUGAAUGCCAGACUCACUGUUUGUGGAAAUUCAGCCACUGGCCAGCCAGUAUCCAGCUCAAAUCAUUCCAGCAGAAGAAGCAGCUUACAAGCCUAUACUUUUGAGGAACAGCCUACACUUCCUGUGCUUUUGCCUACUUCAUCUGGAUUACCACCCGGUUGGGAAGAAAAACAAGAUGAAAGAGGAAGGUCUUAUUAUGUAGAUCACAAUUGCCGAACUACUACCUGGUUGAAGCCCACCCUGCAGGCUUCAGUCACCACAGAGACCAGUCAGCUGCCAUCAAGCCAGAGUUCUUCCACAGGCCCCCAGGCGCAGGCUCCCACAAGUGAUGCUGCACAGCAGGUGACCCAGCCUUCUGAAAUGGAACAAGGAUCCCUUCCCAAAGGCUAAGUCCGGCAUGCACCAAACGGGAGGCCUUUCUUCAUUGACCACAAUACCAAAACCACCACCUGGGAAGAUCCAAGACUAAAAAUUCCAGCUCAUCUGAGAGGAAAGACAUCACUUGAUCCUUCCAGUGACCUGGGGCCUUUACCUCCAGGAUGGGAAGAAAGAACUCACACCGAUGGAAGAAUCUUCUACAUAAAUCACAGUAUAUAUUAAAAAACACAAUGGGAAGAUCCCCGGUUACAGAAUGUAGCAAUAACUGGACCAGCAGUGCCCUACUCCAGGGAUUACAAAAGAAAGUAUGAGUUCUUCCGAAGAAAGUUGAAGAAGCAGAAUGACAUUCCAAACAAAUUUGAAAUGAAACUUCGCCGCGCCACUGUGCUGGAGGACUCUUACAGGAGAAUUAUGGGGGUCAAGAGAGCAGACUUCCUCAAGGCUAGACUGUGGAUUGAGUUUGAUGGCGAGAAGGGACUAGAUUAUGGAGGAGUCGCCAGAGAAUGGUUCUUUCUGAUUUCGAAGGAAAUGUUUAACCCUUACUAUGGGUUGUUUGAAUAUUCUGCUACGGAUAAUUAUACUCUACAGAUAAAUCCCAACUCUGGAUUGUGUAAUGAAGAUCACCUCUCUUACUUCAAGUUUAUUGGCCGGGUAGCUGGGAUGGCAGUUUAUCACGGCAAACUGUUGGAUGGCUUUUUCAUCCGCCCAUUUUACAAGAUGAUGCUGCACAAGCCAAUAACACUUCAUGAUAUGGAAUCAGUGGAUGGUGAGUAUUACAAUUCACUAAGAUGGAUUCUUGAAAAUGAUCCAACAGAACUGGACCUCAGGUUUGUCAUAGAUGAAGAGCUUUUUGGACAGACACAUCAACAUGAGUUGAAAAAUGGUGGAUCAGAAAUAGUUGUCACCAAUAAGAACAAAAAGGAAUAUAUUUAUCUUGUAAUACAAUGGCGAUUUGUAAACCGAAUCCAGAAGCAAAUGGCUGCUUUUAAGGAGGGAUUUUUUGAACUGAUUCCACAGGAUCUCAUCAAAAUUUUUGAUGAAAAUGAACUAGAGCUUCUUAUGUGUGGAUUGGGAGAUGUCGACGUGAAUGACUGGAGAGAACACACAAAGUACAAAAAUGGCUACAGUGUAAAUCAUCAAGUCAUCCAGUGGUUUUGGAAGGCUGUUUUAAUGAUGGAUUCAGAAAAACGAAUAAGGUUACUUCAGUUUGUCACUGGUACAUCCCGCGUGCCUAUGAAUGGAUUUGCUGAACUGUAUGGCUCAAAUGGACCACAGUCAUUUACAGUUGAACAGUGGGGCACUCCUGAGAAGCUGCCAAGAGCCCACACAUGCUUUAAUCGCUUGGACUUGCCACCCUAUGAAUCAUUUGAAGAAUUGUGGGAUAGACUUCAGAUGGCCAUCGAGAACACUCAAGGUUUUGAUGGUGUUGAUUAGAUUCCAAGUAACAAUCUCUGGUGUUUUACUGCCACUUUUUUAUAAGCAAAAUCUUGACUUAAUAUUUUCUAGGGAAUUACUAACCCUUGGCUGUUGAUUUUUCCCAGAUAUUGGAGAAAAUCCUAUCAAAACAUUAGAAAUAGUAUGACAACUUUGCCACUAUUUCAUUCACUUAAAUCCUGUGUCUCACUGACGCAGGUGUUUUGUUCUAUCGUAAGUUCACACUCUAGGAUAUAAGUCCUGUGUGCCUGAAAUUGUGAGUUUUGUCCUUAACAUUUACCUCUUUUACAGUAUUUGCCAGGCAGUUCUUUCUUAAACUACUGAAAUUAUAACUGUGAAAAUAGUUGUGAUAAGUGUCGUGUGUGAAAAGUUUGAUGCUUUUUGAGAAGGAAAACCAAAGUUGUGGGGGAAAAAACAUUAAUACUGAAUAUGCUACAGUAUAUUCAGUGCUGCCUGCAGCUAGUUAUUAUUUUGUAGACCUGCCUACUGCACCUUACUGCCCAGAUUUUUGGAAAAAUCUUGGAAAGUGUGUUACCUAUAUUUUUAGUCAAAUGACUCACUUGCAAAAAGCUGUUUACUUGUUCAUUUUAAAAGUAUUUGGCUUUUGUUAAUAUGUGGUUUUACUAAACAAGGUGGUUCAUGAGACAUGUGAAGCAAACUCGGAUUUGCAAAGGGUGAAAGGUAUUAAUGCCUCCGUCUUGCCUGUAUAUCUUUCUGGCUCAUUGAUAGAGUCAUCACUCUUUCCUGUUUUAGUUUAGUUAGAAAGAAUUCCUUCUUCAAACUAAAGCUCAACAAAGCAGUAUUCCUAAAUAUGCCUUGAAGAACUAAGUCAAAUGUACAAUACUUGCCUUUACUAGUCAUUCUUUACACUUGCACAAUUAUGUAGUAAAUAUAUGUUUACAGGAUUUAUUAUGUUUACAGGCAAGCUAAUUUCUGUAGUUGCAUUUUUGUAUUUUUAGUAUUUCACUUUAGUCAAAAAACCAAAUAAUUUGUUAAAAGUAACCAAAGAAUAGUUAUAAUGCAUAAUUUGUAUUAAAUUUGUUACCAUAUUUCUUAUGCUUUUUAAAAAUACUGUUUACUAUGAAAAUGUUUUGCUCUAAAUCCAAAAUUCUUUAGGCAAAAUGCUACAGAUAAACUCCUACUUUAGCCAAACUGAAGUACAUAAAAAUCCUGUGCAUUCAGCAAAUAUUUACUGAAUGCCUGCUAUGUGCCUAGGUCUGUGCUAGGCCCUGGGGUGAGAGUUAGCAGCUUCAAAGAUAUCUAGCUGAAUCUUCACUCUCAAGAAGCUUGGAGAUAUGCAAAGGAAUUUUCAAACAAUCAAAAGUCAGGGUGAGCAGGAUAAGGCAAAAGGGAAAGUGUUCCAUGCACCUGCAAAGAUAAAGUGUGCCAAGACUGUAUUUAUAUGUUUUAUAUCUAUAUUGGAAUGAUUAUAUAGAAAAUGCUCUUGCAAAAAGUUAAAGCUAUUUCUCAAUAUGGUAUCUUGGUGAUUUAGGAAUAAUUGUAAAUAUAUGUUAUGAAUCUUCUUAAAUACAUAUAUAUACAUAUAUGUGUGUGACACACACAGACACACACACACACAGAGUUGUAAAAAGUGCAUCUGGCUAUUGGUUCAAGUUUGUUCUAACACAAUGAGUACCUUUGAGCACAUGUGACAGAAGCAAAACCACUUUCCAAACAUGGCAUCAGCAGCUCAGCUUAGGGAGAGUAAUUCACGGAUCAGUGCACUCUGUAUCUUAUCUUCACCUGUGCUAACCAGCUUUUAGGGGAGACCACCAGAUGUAGCCCUAACUUUAUCACUUAGUAAAUAUUUAAACUGAAGCCAUGUACUCAACCUCUCUGGGCUCUUGGUUCUUCAUCUGUCAAAGGAAAAUAAUCAUGGCUGCUGUCAUUGUCAUGUAAGAUUGUUGUAAACUCCAGAGAGAUGCUUUGCAAAGUAUCAUACGAUUGAAAGGUGCUUUGUGCUGACCAUCAGAUUUUGUCAAAUCAGGUGUGAACAUGAACUACACUCCCAAAGAAAAGUCUCUUCACUUAAAAAUAAAAUGACUGCGGAGUU